This is a messenger RNA of Vicia villosa (hairy vetch), 1003 nucleotides long. Its product is annotated as DNA-directed RNA polymerase II subunit RPB7. Gene Ontology annotation, biological process: transcription initiation at RNA polymerase II promoter; DNA-templated transcription; positive regulation of translational initiation. The record is from RefSeq and is a predicted model, not a curated record. Gene Ontology annotation, molecular function: single-stranded DNA binding; translation initiation factor binding; single-stranded RNA binding. The transcript is spliced from 6 exons. Gene Ontology annotation, cellular component: RNA polymerase II, core complex; P-body. NCBI's taxonomy places the organism in Eukaryota, Viridiplantae, Streptophyta, Magnoliopsida, Fabales, Fabaceae. Bases 172 to 702 code for a protein of 176 amino acids.
GUUAGAGUGGGCUAUUUUUUCUCUGUAAGGCUAUUUAAGAGCCAUUUCUUUUGUUCAAUUCAAUAAGAAAUAUUCUCCCUAUUAUUCUGUAAACACGUAUCCUUCACACUUCCUUCUCGUAGCAGCCGCCACUGAAAUUCAAAACACACCGCUGGUUAGGUGAAAAAGAAAAUGUUUUUCCAUAUAGUGCUCGAGCGAAACAUGCAACUGCACCCACGUUAUUUUGGUCGUAAUCUUCGCGAUAAUCUAGUGUCCAAGCUAAUGAAAGAUGUAGAAGGCACCUGUAGUGGUCGACAUGGAUUUGUGGUGGCGGUUACUGGGAUUGAAAAUAUUGGGAAAGGGAUAAUUCGUGAUGGGACAGGGUUUGUGACCUUUCCGGUUAAGUACCAAUGUGUUGUCUUCAGACCAUUUAAGGGAGAGAUCUUAGAAUCUGUUGUUACAAUGGUGAACAAGAUGGGUUUUUUUGCUGAAGCCGGACCAGUUCAAAUCUUCGUUUCAAACCAUUUGAUUCCAGAUGAUAUGGAGUUCCAGUCUGGAGACAUGCCAAACUACACUACAUCAGAUGGAUCAGUUAAAAUUCAGAAAGAUAGUGAAGUGAGACUAAAGAUUAUUGGGACUCGAGUGGAUGCUACUGAAAUUUUCUGCAUAGGUACCAUAAAAGAUGAUUUCUUGGGUGUGAUCAACGAUCCUGCUGCAGUUUAAGUGCACCUUUCUGUACCGUGCUAUCGAAUAGUUUGCAUGGCAUGGAUUGUAACAUCUGAAAUCUCAUAUAUCAUGUUGGUGUAACCCUGUUGCUUAAAAUUACUGACCAGUCAAGUUACUUAGUUGAUAUAACAAAUUCUCUUGGUGAUUACAAUUGGUACUGACCAGGCAACAUAGAGUUAUUAGUUGACGAAUCAAGUUCUCUAUGUGAUUACAGUUGGUGUGUUAAUAUUUUUGUUUAUGUCAACUACUGUUGUAUUGCACCCAAAAUUAAUUUCCUAUCAUCAUAUGUUGAAAUGAA